AUGACCGCCGGCGGCCGUUCUAAAGAAAGACACGACCGAGGCGUUUGUCGCGCAAAUUCGCUGGAGAGUCAAGAGCCCCCACAAACCACAACGAGCUCCCACACCCGACCGAGGAAAGCGACCACCGCACCCCGCAUCGCACCACUCCGAGGACGCCAACCGCUGCCGACCGUACACAAGUGGACAUACACGAUCAUGGGCUCUACCCGCGCCGCCGUUACUAAGAGGCCUGCCGCCGGAGUCAAGAAGUCUGCCGCCGCUAAGAAGACCGCGGUGUCCAAGAAGAAGCCCGCGGCGACUGCUGCUGCUGCGAAGAAAAAGGUCGCCAAGAAGGCAGCCCCUGCUAAAAAGGCAGCCCCUACUAAAAAGGCAGCCCCUGCUAAAAAGGCAGCACCAGCUAAAAAGGCAGCCCCAGCUAAAAAGGCAGCCCCUGCUAAAAAGGCAGCCUCGGCGGCCAAGGGUAAGAAGACCGCUGCGCCUGCCACCGGAAAGCGGGGGCUCAAGGGCCACGCUGCGCCGAGCCCGGCGACCGGCAAGGUGGGCAAGGUCGACCCCGCGGCCGGCCUGAGCGACGAUGCCAUUCUGGCGGAGGCGGAGGACGAGGACGAGGAGCUGGACGCGAUGCUGACCCUGAUCGACGUGAAGAAGAACAUGGACAAGUACUUCGUUCUCCAGGUGAUUCUCGAGCCCGCAGGCUCGUCCAAGAAGAAGGCUAAGACCGCCAAGGGCUCCUCCACGUCGGCCACGGACCAGUUCUACUUCUUCACCCGUUGGGGGCGUACCGGUACCUCUGGCCAGGGCAAGCUGGAGGGCCCCUUCGACACCAUCGACGAGGCCUCGGCUCUCUUCGCCGCCAAGUUCGAGGAGAAGACGGCGAACGAGUGGGACGUGGACGACCACGAGGACCGCUACGUUGUCAACAAAGGCAAGUACAAGUGCCUUCGCCCCAACGCUUCCCAGGUCCAGGCGGAAACGUGGGAGUACUGGGUCGACGACAACAUCGACGGGAAAACCGACGGCUGGUACGACUACGACGACAGCGCCGCGAUUGUCGUGGAGCAGCUCAACACAGAGUUCCAGACCAACCCAUCGAUGAGCCAGAGAGUGGUCACCAGCGGAAUGUUCAUGUACCUCGUGGACCUGGCUUUGAUGACCCAGACCAACGUCGCUCACCCCAACCGGAAGAUGCGCCACAUCCGCCGCAACCCGGGGAAAUCUCUGCCAAACACGCCUCCGGGGGUUUCCACGGGCAAGGGUAAGGGAAAGGGCAAGGGCAAGGCCGCGGUCUCCGUUACGGCCCCUCCCUCGCCCGCCCCCGCCGCCUCCAACGCCGAGGUCGACAAGUGCUGCCCGAAGGCCGGCAACAAGGGCGUUUCCGUGCACGCCGGGCACGACGCUAAGCUUAACCAGACCAACAUCGCCAACAACAACAACAAGUUCUACAUCCUCCAGAUGUGCCGCGAUGCCGGGCGCAACAACUACUUCGUCUGGUGCCGCUGGGGCCGUGUGGGGGAGCUCGGGGCGAUGGCUGAGCUGGGUCCUUUCAGCGACGAGAGCGACGCUUCCAAGGCCUUCGCAAAGAAAUUCAAGGACAAGUCGGGCAACAAGUGGGAGGACGCCCAGAACGGCAAGUUUACGGCAGUGCCCGGCAAGUACGAGCUCAUCGAGACAGACAACUCGGACACCACCGCCGCCGCCGCCGUGGUUGCCGCCGGCGGCUGCCCCUCCUCCCCCGCCCGCCCCGCGAAGGUGCUGCCGUCGACGCUCGACCCCGCCACCAAGGAGCUCGUGGAGCUCAUCUUUAGCGAGGACAUGUUCAAGUCUGCGAUGUCGAAGAUGAACAUCGACGUCAAGAAGAUGCCCCUGGGACAGCUCUCCAGUGCCCAGGUCCAGCGCGGCUACGAUGUUCUUGAGGAACUGGAGGACGCGCUCAAGACUACGGGCAGGAACAAGGCGGCCUUGCUGGAAACGCUUUCAGCCAAGUUUUACCAGGUGAUUCCCCACGCCUUCGGGCGCUCUAGGCCGCCGGUGAUCAACACGGACACCAUGCUCCGCGACAAGGUCGAGAUGCUCAACGUCCUUCAGGACAUCGACGAGGCGCAGACCCUGUUGUCGUCUACGAGCGGCACCAAGAAGGGCAAGGGCAAGGGUGCCGAAAAGAUACCGACGGUACCGCACCCCACGGACGUGAACUACGCCGCCCUCAACGCCGACCUCAAGCUGGUCUCGCCCGGCUCUAGCGAGCACAAGGCCAUCAAGACCUAUCUGGAGAACACCAAGCCAGGCUACGGCGACAUGGACCUGUUUAACGUCUGGACCGUGGACAGGGAGGGUGAGGGGCAGCGCUUCAAGGCGCACGAUAAGAUGACCAACCGCAAGCUUCUGUGGCACGGAACCAACGUCGCUGUCGUGGCCGCCAUCGUCAAGAGCGGGCUUCGCAUCAUGCCCCACAGCGGCGGACGCGUGGGCAAGGGCAUCUACCUCGCCUCGGAGAACGCGAAGAGCCGUCAGUACGUGCGCCCAGCGUAUGGGGCGAAGGGCCCCGGGGUGAACCUCGGCAUCAUGUUCCUGUGCGAAGCGGCCUUGGGCAACGAGGCUAGCAUCACCGUCGACGACUGGAAGCUCACCAAGCCCCCCCAGGGGUACGACUCGAUCGUGGCGCGCGGGUGGCAGGAGCCCGAUCCUUCCAAGGAUGUCGUCAUCACCAUCGACGGGAAGUCGGUUAGCGUGCCUCAGGGCAAGCCUAAGACCCAGCCCAAGUACAAGGGCUCUAGGUUCUCCAACUCCGAGUACCUGGUGUACAAGGAGAGUCAACAGCGCAUCCGCUACAUGCUCACUGUCAAGUGUUGAUUUCAUCGCCGGGCCAUGCGGGGACGUGCCCAAAGAAAGGCAGACACAUGUAGACGCCUCGCUCUUUGGUCUUGUCGUGGGGUUGCGUCACAUCCCAAACUAAGUCCUGCUUGGUUCAGCUCACGCCUGGAUCGUGAGGGUUUAUGCCCCUCGCGCUCGCAAGGAAAGUGUCGUCAUGUAUAAUAUUGUUCAAUCUUCACGUGGUUUACGGAGCAACGCCCCUCGACGAUGGUUUCGUCGCCCAUGGGACGCGGCUUGAUGUACGCCGGGUGGGUUUUAUCAAGGCUGGAGGUGUAGACGUGCAGACUACGCAACCCAUCAUGCCACGCGGCUUGUUGUUGUUGUUGUUGUUGUUGUUGUUGUUAUUAUUCUAAUUUAUACAGCCGCCGGCAUUCCGUUGGCUUGUCGGAAGACCGCGUUGUGGUUCUAGCUCGAACCUUUGCACUAGCUAAAGUGUUUUUUCUGUUGCAGUGUUUGAUUUUAUCCUUGCAAUAAGUAGUCUAGGCUACACGCUGAUGAAGUGAAAUAUGGUUUCGUGAAGUCCAGCAGAGAAGGGUCGCCAUUGAAUGGGCUGGCGGAGCGAGCGGCCACGUUAUGCUCGAAAGCGCGAGUCUGUCUAUUGGUGUGGGCACCGAUGGUGAACGAAUAUGAAUUUCACCCAUUGUAGAUACGGUGUGUAUUGAGUCCUGC
Ectocarpus siliculosus is the source of this 3540-nucleotide messenger RNA. The record is from the annotation of a GenBank genome assembly. Lineage: Eukaryota; Phaeophyceae; Ectocarpales; Ectocarpaceae.